Molecule: messenger RNA, 255 nt
Organism: Dovyalis caffra
Lineage: Eukaryota; Viridiplantae; Streptophyta; Magnoliopsida; Malpighiales; Salicaceae
Source: the annotation of a GenBank genome assembly
AUGGCAUCAAUAACCACCUGUGCAUCUGCUUCAAAAAUCACAUUUGGAAACCAACUGUUCUUCAGCCAGCUUAGGGCCUCCCUCACCCCCAAAGCUUCGACUAUUUUUGGCUCCACUACUCCGUUAAACUUGCGCACCCUUGCUGCCACCAUUCACCCCUCAGCAUCCCUAGCCAUACAAUUGACGCUGAUCCUAUUUCCUUCUUCGAAUGGAGCAGCAUCAGUAUUUUCCUUAACCCAACCAGCCCCUGGUUGA